Molecule: messenger RNA, 1053 nt
Organism: Cyclocybe aegerita
Lineage: Eukaryota; Fungi; Basidiomycota; Agaricomycetes; Agaricales; Hemipholiotaceae
Source: the annotation of a GenBank genome assembly
AUGAAGCUCUCUCCUAUCCAGUUUAUUCGCGGGCAGCUCAAACGCGUACCUCCUGUCGUCUACGAUGACUUGAGCGGAAAACAUGUCGUCGUCGUGGGCGCAAACGCUGGCCUCGGCUUCGAGGCUGCCAAGCAUUUCGCACGGAUGAACCCCGCGAAGCUUAUCCUUGCAUGUAGAAGCCAGACGAGAGGCGAGGCGGCACUCCGAAAGCUCGUAGAAGAGACUGGGUCGAAGGUGGCUGAACUGUGGCUCAUCGACCUCGCAGACUUCGCGUCUGUCAAAGCGUUCGUUACCCGCUACAAGCAGGAGGGUGGGAGGCUCGAUCUCCUCGUGGAAAACGCCGCUAUCCUCCCGGCUCAAGGAGGAAAAGUGGAAAUGACCGCCGAUGGGUGGGAGGCUGCAUUUCAGACGAACGAUCUCUCACCCUCGCUUCUCGCCCUUCUCCUACUCCCCAGGAUGCUAGAGACUUCGAAACAACACAAUAGCCUCCCACGGCUCGUCAUCGUGUCGAGCGAGGUGCAUUAUUGGUCACCCCUGGGCUCGCAGCGAAAUCUCCUCGACUCCGAGAACCCAUUGCAGACUUUUGGAAGCGAGGCUUACUGCACACCGAGUAUAAUCCGCACACGCUAUUUCGACACGAAACUCCUAAAUAUACUCUUCACCCGCGCCCUCGCCGACCGACUAUGCAGCCAGUCGAUUAUCAUCGACACGGUCAAUCCAGGAUUCUGCGAGUCAAAUCUUCGGAGAACUAUGAACGGAGUCCAGGCAGUCUUCAGCUGGCUUAUGGACAAGGCGCUCGCGCGUACGACGGAAGAAGGGGCCCGACAGCUCGUCUGGGCUGCCGUGGGUGCGAAGGGGUCUGAAGAUGGCCUUCGGGGAGCGUAUAUCUCUUUGGCUGCCGUCUCCGAGCCCAGCGAUUAUGUGAUCAGCAAGCAAGGUCAUGAGGAUCAGAAUAAAUUAUGGGAUAAUCUGAUCGAUAUCUUGGUUGAAGUUGACCCUCGAGUUCGAGAUAUUGUUGUUAAUCACCUCACCUCAUCGGAUGUUCAUGCCUAA